AAUAAUUCUUUGGAAAGUCAUGGAAAUCUCUGUUGGAGUUCUAAUGAUAAAAACAAUAUUCAUUGUUUGCCUGAGCUCUGUCAAUUUUUUACCGGCGCAACAGGUUUCUGUGUAUGCGUGCGUGUGUGAGGAGAAGCCGAAAAGGUAUAAUUACUUGAGUUGUGAAAUACGAUAAUUUGUCUUUUAGAGAGGUUGUAAAAUUGGUUGUUGUGAAUAGAAGAGGGAACUAAAGUUAAAGCCAAAAGAGAGGGUUUUCUUAUCAAAAUCAGUACACAAAAAUCAUUAGAGCUGUGAAGGCUAUAACUUAAUUUCUUCACAAGUUUGUGGUGUGAUAAAAUCUUUCUAAAAACUACAGGCAGUUGUGGAUUUUUAGUUGAAUUGAAGGUCUGUGGGAAUUUGGAUUUGAAGAGAAAGAAUUUCCUUAAGAAGCCUAAUUGAAGAAUUUCUCUUGAAAAAAGGGAAUGUCAUCAAUGGAGGGUAAAGAUAAAAAUCGCAUAGUUUAUGGUGAUAAUCCGGAUGUGACAUUUUUCUUUCCGGACAACGGAGGAGCCCAAUUGUUGGUGGAAAAGAGAAAAUUAGCCCAGUCAAGUGUUGUCUUUCAGAAGCAAUUCUCCGAAGGAUUCGAAAGUAGUGAUCGUAUUGCAAUAAAGGAUAUUUCAUUUGAUACUUUCAACGUUGCAAUGAAGGAAAUUUAUGGGAGUUCAAUUGAGAUUAGGGAAUCAAACUAUCAGGAACUUCUCUAUGUGGCCUCAAAAUAUUUUAUCUACACCCUCAUUGAGAAAAUCAUUCAAUUUGCUUUGACUUUUAUAUCGGCAAAAAAUCUCACGGAACACUUUGAAGCCAUUGAACGGUAUGAGAUAAAGAGACUCAAUGAUCACAUUGAAGAUAUUUGUGUGCGACAUCCAUUGGAGAUUAUUGAGAAGUUGGAUUGCACAAAGGCACACAUGAAUCUUCUCAAAAUAAUCCUUCAAUCGUCGAAUUUAACGUGCUCUGAGUACGAUCUGUACGUUGCUGUUGUGAACAUGAUGAAGGAAGCUUCGAAGGAUGCCCUCGAUGUUGCCACGGAAAUGAGGAAAAAGUUGGGAAAUUUGAUUAAUUUCAUUCGUUUUCCCGUCAUGUCAAUUGAUGAGCUAAUCCUCUGUGCUAAACCACCGUCGCUCUUGACAAAGGAGCAAGCUCUUGAUCUCCUUUUGUGGGUUAAAUGUGGAAUUUACAGUGAAUCCGUUCAAUUCUUCUCAACAAAUUCGAGAUCAAUUCCAAAUUUUGAUAGAUGCCCCCACUGUAAUGAUAGGUACGCAUACUGCUUGUCCUGCAGCAAGUACAGAUGAAGGUUUGAUGGGAAUAAUUAAACGAUGAUUAAAUAAUCUGCAAAAGCUUCUAAAUCUUCAAUGUUUUAAAUAAACCAAUACCUGAUGAAGGAGACAUUAUUUAACCGAAAUGAAUGAAGGAGUUUUUUUAUUGUUAAGAUUUAUUAUAAAAAUCAAUAAUACUAUUGGAAUAAAUGAAUUUCUUGUGAAA
This is a messenger RNA of Lutzomyia longipalpis, 1518 nucleotides long. RefSeq lists its product as uncharacterized. The transcript has 2 exons. Gene Ontology annotation, molecular function: protein binding. NCBI's taxonomy places the organism in Eukaryota, Metazoa, Arthropoda, Insecta, Diptera, Psychodidae. The record is from RefSeq and is a predicted model, not a curated record. The coding region runs from base 462 to 1328 and encodes 288 amino acids.